This is a messenger RNA of Cynoglossus semilaevis (tongue sole), 5017 nucleotides long. RefSeq names its product regulatory factor X, 1a (influences HLA class II expression) (gene rfx1a). The record is from RefSeq and is a predicted model, not a curated record. NCBI's taxonomy places the organism in Eukaryota, Metazoa, Chordata, Actinopteri, Pleuronectiformes, Cynoglossidae. The coding region runs from base 312 to 3074 and encodes 920 amino acids. Gene Ontology annotation, cellular component: nucleus. Gene Ontology annotation, biological process: regulation of transcription by RNA polymerase II. The transcript has 18 exons. Gene Ontology annotation, molecular function: RNA polymerase II cis-regulatory region sequence-specific DNA binding; DNA-binding transcription factor activity, RNA polymerase II-specific.
UAAUAGAGAUAUUGUUUGUCCAUCAAUGCUUAGGCUGCAGUGUGCUAUCCUUGUUUCUGCCUUGUUGUUCCAGUAGCCAUAACAGGAAACUGUCUCCGGGUGCUAGCUGAGCUUAGCUUCAGAGCUAAACGACGUGUUGAGAAUCUGUGCAGUGUGUUUCUCGAGUGAACGUGGCUGCGUGUGUGUUCGUCCGCUUCUCGUUCGCGUGGCAGUGGAUUGUCCCUGCCAUGACGACGCAGCCACAGAUGAAUACUCAAGCAGGCCGUUGUUAUGGCGAUGUCAAAUGCAAAAGGUGACUCCCAGCUCUCAUAAUGGCCACCUCAGGCUAUGUAGGUGAGAUCCAGUCACCAGCCCAGCCCCAGAGCACAAGUGUCACUGUCACACCUGGGCAAACUGAUGCCAUUUCCACUCCUGCAAUUGCCUCCCAGUUCCUGGCUGAGAUUCAGACAACAGUGACCACGCCCACUGUUGUCACACCCACAGGCCAAACUCCUCCCCCUGAACAAGCCACUUCUAUCUCUGCUCAGAAGCCUGCACCUGGAACUCAAGCUCCAUCCACAGCACAGACCCAGCCUGCUCAGACUCAGUACGUGACGGCAGAAAUCCAGGGCUCCCCUGUCCAGUCUGGAGGGGCUCAAUCUGCUCCUCAGUACAUUGUUGUUACAGUUACAGAGGGCUCCCUUCACUCAAAUGACAGUGUGUCAGACUCCAGUUCACCCCCAGCUGUGGUGCAGACAGGAGUUCCUACACAGGUUGUUCAGCAAGUACAGACAGCUCAACAGAGAUCAGUGGUACAAGCAACUUCUCAAAUAGCAAAGACUGAGCCAGGAACCCAGCUCAGUGUCACCAGUCUGCAGCCAGUUCAUAUUAGCCAGGAGCAGCUCACAGCAGUGCCAGUCCAACAUGUUUACACAAAUCAAGUGCAGUAUGUUGAAGGAGGGGACACCAACUACACCACCAGCACCAUUCGCUCCAGCACCUUCCCUUACACUGACUCCACCCUCUACACCCAGACCACAGCUGCCCAGUACUAUGAAGGUCAACCGACUACAGGCACACAGGCCUCAACUCCUGGAACACCUCUCACUGUCUCAGUGACUGCCGGCACCACCGGGGGUGUGUCCAUGUUUGUUGCCCAGCCUGCGAGUGCUGCGGCUGGAGGGGCCACAGUGGUGACCACAGGGGGCACCACCAAUGGGGCUGGGGAUGGGGCAGGCAACAGUGGGGGCACAGCAGGCAGCUAUGUGAUCCAGGGGGGUUACAUGUUGGGCGGUGGCGGCAGCAGCAACAGCAGCAGCAGCACCACCACCAGUAGCGGAGGGGCAGCUGGCAACAGUCAGAACUAUUCACACACUGCCCGCGCCUCCCCGGCCACUGUGAGUAUUACAGAGGGCGAGGAGAGUAGCGUGCCGUCGGCAGACAAGAAGGUACAGUGGUUGCUGGACAACUAUGAAACAGCUGAAGGUGUGAGUCUGCCACGUUCCACCCUCUACUGCCAUUAUCUGCUGCACUGCCAGGAGCAGAAACUAGAGCCUGUUAACGCUGCGUCUUUUGGGAAACUCAUCAGAUCUGUGUUCAUGGGGCUACGUACACGUCGCCUUGGCACACGAGGUAAUUCAAAAUACCACUACUAUGGACUGAGGAUCAAGGCCGGCUCAUCUCUUGUGCGUCUGAUGGAAGAUCAACAGCAUCUGGCCAUGAGGCAGCAGCCCUUCUCACAGAAACAGAGGUUGAAGCCGGUCCAUAAAGUGGAAGGAAUGACCAAUGGCACAGCUUCAGGAGCCGGCCAGCAGCAGCAACAGCCGCAGGGUUCAGGGCAUGUGGACAUCAGCACCCAGGUCCAACAGUACCAGCAGUUCCUAGAUGCCUCUAGAGCUCUCCCAGAGUUCACAGAAAUCGACCUCCAAGGGAAGGCGCUGCCAGAGGGCAUUGAACUGGAGCACAUAAAGAGCUUUCAGCUGCUGUACAGAGAACACUGUGAGGCCAUACUGGACGUCAUGGUCAACCUGCAGUUUACCCUGGUGGAGACGCUGUGGAAGACUUUCUGGAGGUUCAGCCAAAGCCAGGCUGGAGACGCUGCAUUGUCUGUAGUGUGUCCCGACAGUCAUGACGAGUCAGAGAAGCGUCUUCCUAAGGCCUGCCUGGUGUUGUUGUGCAAGUACGAGCCUGUGCUGCGCUGGAGUCGUGACUGCGACAACAGCUUGUACCAGGGUCUGGUGGAGAUCCUCAUCCCUGAUGUCCUUAGGCCUAUCCCCAGUGCCUUAACUCAAGCCAUCCGCAACUUUGCCAAGAGCCUAGAGAGUUGGCUGACUAAUGCCAUGAUGAACAUUCCAGAAGAAAUGGUCCGCAUUAAGGUUACUUCAGCCAAUGCCUUUGCACAGACGUUGCGUCGCUACACAAGUCUAAACCACCUCGCCCAGGCCGCCCGUGCUGUCCUGCAGAACACAGCCCAGAUUAAUCAGAUGCUCUCCGACCUCAACCGCGUUGACUUUGCCAAUGUUCAGGAACAGGCAUCAUGGGUGUGUCGCUGUGAAGACCGGGUAGUCCAGAGGCUGGAACAGGACUUCAAGUUAACCCUUCAGCAGCAGAACUCCCUGGAGCAGUGGGCUGCAUGGCUGGACGGUGUGGUGUCCCAAGUUCUAAAGCCCUAUCAACAAAGCCCUGCCUUCCCGAAGGCUGCAAAGCUCUUCCUGCUCAAGUGGUCCUUCUACAGUUCCAUGGUAAUAAGGGACUUGACCCUGCGAAGUGCAGCUAGUUUCGGUUCCUUUCAUUUGAUCCGCUUGCUGUACGAUGAGUACAUGUAUUAUCUGAUUGAGCACAGGGUGGCUCAGGCCAAAGGAGAGACCCCCAUUGCAGUAAUGGGAGAGUUUGCAAGUCUGGGCCGGGGUCUGACUCAGCUGGAUCCUGACAAAGAAGAGGAUGAAGAAGAGGAUGAGGAGAGUGACGAUGAAGGUCAGGAGCUGUCACUUCCCUCAGAUGGUGCCGUCCUCGGAGAGGAGUCUCUGGAGCCGCCUGCAAAGCUGGCCAGAACUGACCAGAGAGUGCUGUUCACUACAGGGUCAGCUGACAACUAACUGCUGAGAAACGUCGUUAGAUGUCACUCAGUUGUAUUGGUCAAAUAAACACACACAAACACAUAAUUUAUACCCUCGACACAUGUAAAUAGACCCUGAAAAUGUGUGUAUUUGUGUGUGCAAACCUUUGCUGCAUAUGUAAAUGUCCCUCUCAUUUACACACACACAUACAUACACACCCAAACACAAUCAAAACAAACUGCUGCUGUCUGGAUGAUGCAACUACCUGUUGGCACAGAUUCUUUUCAACACAAAAUCACUGGCGUUGCAAAAGGAUGUGGUUCUAAAAGCAGACCGUCAGUCUAAGGAGGAAACCUACGUUUUAAUCUCAGUUAAAUGCUUUUUUUUUUUUUUUUUUUUUUAAACAAAGAAAUCAUGCCAGGAUUAUGUGUGUGUUUUGGAAUUAUUUUUUUUCUGAUAACAUUUGCAAUGCAUCCAGUAGCCUUGCUGUCUCCUGGCUGAAUAUCUUCGGCCCUCGCACCCCAAAUUGUCACUGCCGAACAAGUCAUUAUGAGAAUACUGUGAUGUGUGUUUGUGUUUUGACAAAAUAUACCACUUGGUUGAUUUACUAAAUCAACUCUGAUUGAUUUAGUUGGUGAACAUGUUUGUGAAAAACAGCAGGAUGUGUGUGUGUGUGUGUGUGUUUGUGUAUGUAUCUUUUUGUUUAAAAUCCAACGUUCUGCUGUUAAACUGACUUGAUCAUUGCUCGGUGUGUGUUUGUUUGUGUGUCUGGCUGGGUGAUAGUAGCUUGUGUUGAUUUUGUUUACCUCUGUAGAUAUUUUCUUAAGCGUUUAAACAUUGAUUUUGAAGAUGUUUCUGUUUUCAGUUUGACUUAAUUUGCCUGUAAAGAAAGAGGUUCUCCGAGUGCCUGCCACAGCCUGUCUUUGUUAAGGUGAAAGUACAGCUGUGAUUUUUGGGGUUUCUGUGAUUCUUAUUAGUUGCUGCAACAAAAUCAUGUUUCUUUUAUUGAACACCUAAGAGUGGUACCCCCAGCCCCCUCCCUUGUGUCAUACAGUAUAUUUAAAAGUACUUCAUCCCUGUCCACCCAGAAAGUUCCUAAGUUGCCUUGAUUUCCUUUCACUGUUAUUUUCCUGCCUUCUCCGUCUGUGUGCCAAAUUUCCUUUUAAUUCCUCAUCCUGUCAUUUACAGAUUAUAUGUUCUGAGGUCUGCCUGAGUAAAAACAGUGAUAUUCUCCACUGUAUAUUUACCCACUGUUUAGACUUUAGUUGUCGCUAAGAAAACCUCCUGUGCCGUGUUAUCACACAUUCUUACCAGCCUUUUUGUGCAUUAUUGACUUCACCUUCAGUCCCUGUUAUUCCUUGUGGCAAAGACACUGCAUCUUUCUGUGUCCCAUUCCAAUGUUUUCAUAGGUUAUUUUGAAUUUCCGUGCAUCGUGCACCUUUAAGUGUUAUCAAAAAAGUAUGAAGAUCAAACUGCUGACCAUUCUGUCCUCCAUUGAAAGUCAUUUCCCUACUGUCCUCCGCCCUGCCAAUUGUUGAUUUCUUUUGUAUGUCAUGUUUUUAAACCACUGUUUAUCAAGAUUGAUGACUACAAACCCUCUGUGUUUUUAUCAGAUUCUAAACCCACAGUUUUUACAUAGCUGCAGUGCACGUCUUUCACUGGCUUCAUUAGCUUCAAACCAGCACUUCGUCCUUUAUAUUAAGUCUAAUGGUACCACAGCUACUGUAAGUACAUAUCACUCUGGUCUUUUAGCGUUCUAAGGUGUAAAGAAUGGCAAUUGUUUACCAGUGGAAAAAAACAAAAACAAAUGUUUAGUCAUUUCUUUUAUAAAUAGUUAAUUGUUUCUUAUGUACAAAAAUGUUCGGUGGCAGUGUUUUAUGAAUUUGGUCUGCUCUAAGUAUGACUGUGCCUUUGGAGGUGGUAGAAUGCAAUCCAGAUGUUUUUAAUUUUAAAGAUAUAAAUUAAACAUUUUUAAAAUUGCA